This is a messenger RNA of Thelazia callipaeda (thelaziosis nematode), 534 nucleotides long. NCBI's taxonomy places the organism in Eukaryota, Metazoa, Nematoda, Chromadorea, Rhabditida, Thelaziidae. The record is from the annotation of a GenBank genome assembly.
AUGCUAAUUGAUAAAGGAGCAGAUGUUAAUUUCCAAGAAAGGCAAGAUCGACGAACUGCUCUGAUGUAUGCGUGCAUUGAGGAUGAUCGCACCGAAGAAGGCUUAAUUAUUGCAAAAGUUGAAAGCUGCAGUUUAGGUGCACAAGACAGACUUGGAAACACAGCACUGAUGUAUGCAGCGAUGAAAGGAAGAGAUGAGCUGAUGAGCUGUUUGGUGGAUAAACUUUCUAAGGGAUGGGGUUUAGCAGCAAUACAGCUGAAAAACUGCAUGGGUUAUACAGCUGAAGAUCUGGCAAUCCGAAAUAAAAAUCAUCGCUGCGCGAGAAUGGUACAAAAGCAGCAUCUGCACAUGUUGGCAUGCUUGAAUCGCCAAAUGGGGAUGACUGGAGAAGUGUCAUGCCGACCUUGGAGCGUCUUCACUACAAUUUAUAAAUGCAUCGAAAAAUGGAAACCCUCGCAACGCAGAAAAUCAGAAGAAUCACUUUUGGUGCUAAAAGCACAAACAAAGCCGAUGAGCAGAAAGAAUUCUUUGUAA